UUAAAAACACAGUACAUGAGCGGUUGUUUAAACAUUAGACUGGAGCGAUGGGAGUGUGAAAAGUGCGUGACGUGUGGCAAGGUCGCCCAGUCACAACGCAGCAGAGAGCAGCAUAAGAGACGGUCGCUGCUGGUCCCAGACACAUGCGGAGCCUGUUCCCUGACGCGUCACAGACCGCAACCUCUUCACACGGCCUCAUUGAACCUCUCUUCCUGCCUCUUCUGGACCGACAGACUCAUCAUGUCCAAAGGUACAGUGGUCCUGGCUUACAGUGGUGGACUGGACACCUCCUGUAUUCUGGUCUGGCUCAAGGAGCAGGGCUACGACGUCAUUGCCUACAUGGCCAACAUCGGACAGCAAGAGGACUUUGAGGCUGCACGGGAGAAGGCAGAAAGCCUAGGUGCAAAGAAAGUGUUUAUCGAGGACCUGCGGGAUGAGUUUGUGGAAGAGUUCAUUUGGCCUACAGUUCAGGCCAGUGCCAUCUAUGAGGACCGCUACCUGCUGGGCACUUCAGUAGCACGGCCCUGCAUUGCCCGGCGCCAAAUCGACAUUGCACGUCAGGAGGGUGCCCAGUACGUGUCCCACGGUGCCACCGGAAAGGGCAAUGACCAGAUCCGCUUUGAGCUCACAUGCUACGCCCUUCACCCUGAUAUUAAGAUCAUUGCUCCAUGGAGAAUCCCUGAGUUUUACACUCGCUUCCGUGGGAGAACAGACCUGAUGGAGUAUGCUCAGAAACAUGGCAUCCCUGUCCCAGUCACUCCUCGGGCACCCUGGAGCAUGGAUGCCAACCUCAUGCAUAUAAGCUAUGAGUCUGGAAUCCUGGAGAAUCCCAAGAACCACGCUCCAGCUGACCUGUACCUGAUGACCAAGAACCCAGAAGACACUCCCACAAAUCCUGAUGCACUGGAGAUAGAGUUCAAAGAAGGAGUUCCUGUCAAAGUGACUAACAUAAAGGACAAAACAUCCAAGGACACUCCGCUGGAUAUCUUUUCAUAUCUGAAUGAGAUAGGUGGAAAACACGGAGUGGGCCGGAUUGACAUUGUGGAGAAUCGUUUUAUCGGCAUGAAGUCCAGAGGGAUAUACGAGACCCCAGGAGGCACCAUCCUGUUCCAGGCCCAUCUCGACAUUGAGGCCUUAACCAUGGACAAAGAGAUACGCAGAAUCAAACAGGGUCUGAGUAUCAAGUUCUCUGAACUCCUCUACAACGGUUUCUGGUACAGUCCAGAGUGUGAGUUUGUGCGCCACUGCAUAGCAAAGUCCCAGGAGCAUGUGGAGGGCAAGGUGCAGCUGACAGUCUUGAAGGGCCAGGUCUACAUCCUGGGACGAGAGUCACCCAAGUCUCUCUACAACGAAGAGUUGGUCAGCAUGGACGUUCAAGGAGACUAUGACCCAUGUGAUGCCUCUGGGUUCAUCAAGGUCAACGCUGUCAGGCUAAGGGAACACCACCGUUUGCAGGGUUUGUCCAGCACCAAGAUCUAAUAUGGUGUCGUGAUGUGAACUCUCAGCCUUUCUUUCUCUCCACUUUGUCUUAAGCAGUCGUAAAUAUAGACCACUUUACCCCUA
Myripristis murdjan (pinecone soldierfish) is the source of this 1563-nucleotide messenger RNA. RefSeq names its product argininosuccinate synthase 1 (gene ass1). The record is from RefSeq and is a predicted model, not a curated record. NCBI's taxonomy places the organism in Eukaryota, Metazoa, Chordata, Actinopteri, Holocentriformes, Holocentridae. Gene Ontology annotation, biological process: urea cycle; L-arginine biosynthetic process. Gene Ontology annotation, molecular function: argininosuccinate synthase activity; ATP binding. Gene Ontology annotation, cellular component: cytoplasm. The transcript has 15 exons. Bases 16 to 1479 code for a protein of 487 amino acids.